Pollicipes pollicipes is the source of this 1208-nucleotide messenger RNA. RefSeq names its product COUP transcription factor 2. Gene Ontology annotation, molecular function: sequence-specific DNA binding; zinc ion binding; DNA-binding transcription factor activity. Gene Ontology annotation, biological process: regulation of DNA-templated transcription. The record is from RefSeq and is a predicted model, not a curated record. Lineage: Eukaryota; Metazoa; Arthropoda; Thecostraca; Pollicipedomorpha; Pollicipedidae.
GCUGCAAAAGCUUCUUCAAGCGGAGCGUGCGGAAGAACCUGACGUAUGCGUGUAGAGGGAACCGGAACUGUCCCAUAGACACCCAUCAUAGAAACCAGUGUCAAUUCUGCAGGCUACGCAAAUGCCUCAAAGUCGGCAUGAGGAAAGAAGGGCGUUUGGACUAUGGUUCGGUGCAGCGCGGCCGGAUACCUGUGCCGCAGCACGGCAUUGUCCCGGGCCAAUUCUUCACCAACGGCGACGCGCUCAACGGCCACGGCUACCUCUCCGGCUACUCGUCCUACAUCUCGCUGCUGCUGCGCGCCGAGCCCUACCCGCCGUCGCACUACAACCAGUGCCUGCAGCCGGGCGGCACCAUGGUGAUCGAGACCAUCUGCGAGCUGGCGGCACGCAUCCUGUUCAGCGCCGUGCAGUGGGCGCGUUCCAUCCCGUUCUUCCCGGAGCUGCAGCUGCAGGACCAGGUGGCGCUGCUGCGCUUCGUCUGGAGCGAACUGUUCGUGCUGAACGCCAGCCAGUGCAACAUGCCGCUGCACGCGGCCUCGCUGCUGGCCGCCGCCGGCCUCCACCCGUCGCCGAUGGCCGCCGAGCGCGUCAUGGCCUUCAUGGACGUCAUCCGCAUGUUCCAGGAGGAGUGCGAGCGACUGAAGCAGCUCCGCUGCGACUCGGCAGAGUACAGCUGCAUGAAGGCCAUCGUGCUUUACACCACAGACGCGUGCGGCCUGCAGGACGUGGCGCACAUCGAGUCGCUGCAGGACAAGUCGCUGUCGGCGCUGAUGGAGUACUGUAGCACUCAGUACCCAGAGCAGCGACUGCGCGCCUCCAAGCUGCUACUGCAGCUGCGCACGCUGCGCUCCAUCAGCAGCGACGUCAUCGAGCAGCUCUUCUUCGUGCGCCUGGUGGGCAAGACGCCCAUCACGACGCUCAUCAGGGACAUGGUGAUGAACGGCGUGUCGUCGCAGCAGCUGGUCAGCUCGUGGUCGACGACGCCGCACUGGGCGGCCAGCAUGUGACAUCCGGCCGCCGCCGCCGUGCUGCCGUUUCUCGGGCUCACCUGACCGCAGCCCGGUCACCAAAGACACCGCCCACCUCCGAGACAUCACGCACAUCCGUUCCUCGAUAGUCAAACCAAGUAUUAUUAAUGUAGCGGCGGCGGCGGCGGCGGCGUCAGAGUCGGAGUCGGACGAGGGGCGGGUCUCGCCGGCCGUGGCCAG